This is a messenger RNA of Umbelopsis ramanniana AG, 1020 nucleotides long. RefSeq lists its product as uncharacterized. NCBI's taxonomy places the organism in Eukaryota, Fungi, Mucoromycota, Umbelopsidomycetes, Umbelopsidales, Umbelopsidaceae. The record is from RefSeq and is a predicted model, not a curated record. The transcript has a single exon. Gene Ontology annotation, biological process: regulation of transcription by RNA polymerase II. Bases 63 to 881 code for a protein of 272 amino acids. Gene Ontology annotation, molecular function: RNA polymerase II cis-regulatory region sequence-specific DNA binding; DNA-binding transcription factor activity, RNA polymerase II-specific.
UUUCAUUUCAUUUUAUCUUGAACUUUCCUCUGGGAAAACCCAUUUUAUAAAAGAAACAAACUAUGAACUAUACAGAGUAUCUCUCUCAUCAAUACAGUAUUCCUGUCUGGCCAUCAUCCGUUAUUCCUUCUCCUGUUUACACUCCUCCUGCUUCUGUAUCAUCACCAUCUCUUUUUUCUGACGAGUUAGACGACAUGUACAGCUUUAAUCAAGGUUCCACUACCUCAACUCAACCUGAAUACCCAUCUCCAUUAUUCUCUCCUAUUCCUUCUGCCUUGGAGACCAAUGACAUGAGUCAUGUUGCUGCUGCGUCGUCGUAUGCCCCACCGCCUUCCAUGUUUUAUCCUCUACCUGGCAGUAUGGACAAGGAGUUUCAACACCAAUCGUCGUGCCUGUACCAUAACGCUCCGUCUCUACCACCACAAUAUCCUUUGGCUUAUCAAUACACUGGCAAUUUAGAACCCGCCACCACUCAGUCUGAAAUAUUUUAUAAUCAGUCCUAUCAGGCGUACUCCGCGCCUCUGCAGCAGACUGCAGGCACCACGGUUCCACUAACGCAAGAAGCCAUGCCACCAUCAAAACCUGCCUCUUCCAAGCGCAAAUCAUUGACAUGCCAUUACGAAGGAUGUAACAAGACGUUUACUCGCCACUACAACCUUGUUUCACAUAUGCGAACGCACACAUCUGAGAGACCUUUUCUAUGCCCGGACCCUUCUUGCGGAAAAGCAUUUGCACGUCCGCACGAUCGUAAUCGACAUGCUAAGCUUCACCUUGGUAUCAAGCCUCAUGUCUGCACGAACUGUCGGAAACGCUUUGCCAGAGCUGAUGCAUUAAGUCGUCAUUUGAAGGUGAAGAAUGGUUGUACGCAACGAUACGACUGAGACUCCCACCCCCCUCCCAUACCAAAUCAUUCUGUCAGUGCCAUCAUCACUACUCUGUAACUAUAGUCAUUUCUGCCUUACGCUCAUUUGUAUAUACCUCUAUGUCCUCUUCGUGUAGACCCCCCCAUCAUCUUUUGUU